UCGAGCUUCCGAUCAGCCAACUGUGUGAACACGCAUUGAAAAAGUGCCCGGACACAUUUCGAGGGGAAAAAAAAUUCUUGUCAAAGUUUACAUUUUUACAGACGCAACAAGGCAAACCGACGGUCUCAAGUGAAAGCACAAAGGGCAUGAUGACAGCUCUUGCUGAGUGAAAGAGCAUCCCUGGAAACAACGGUGUUCACUAACUUUAGAAAACAAGUCGUCCCUGUUCUGACGUCAGUCCGGCGUCAUGGAUAUGUCCCACACGAACAACAGCAGCACAGCUCUGUGGGACGACAUGCUCUGGGAGGAGCUGUGCCAGUCCUCUCUGAGCGGCACCACCUUCCUGAUUUUGGCCUACAGCACCGUGUUGGCAGUGGGCCUCAUCGGCAACACCUGCCUGGUCUUCGUCAUCUCGCGGCAGAAGGAGAUGAGGAACGUCACCAACAUCUUCAUCGCCAACCUCUCCUGCUCCGACCUCCUCAUGUGCAUCGUGUGCCUGCCCGUCACGGUCAUCUACACCCUCAUGGACCGGUGGAUCAUGGGAGAGGCCCUGUGCAAGGUCACGCCCUUCGUCCAGUGCAUGUCCGUCACCGUCUCCGUCUUCUCCCUGAUGCUCAUCGCCCUGGAGCGCUACCAGCUCAUCUUGCACCCCACAGGAUGGAAGCCCGUCAUGGGCCACUCCUACCUGGCGGUGGCCGUCACCUGGAUGGUAGCCUGCUUUAUUUCCCUGCCCUUCCUCUCUUUCCACGUCCUCACCAACGCGCCAUUCCAAAACCUCAGCAUCCCGUUCAACCCCUUCACUGACCACUUCAUCUGCAUGGAGCAGUGGCCCUCCAAUGGAAACCGGCUGGCCUACACCACCUCGCUGCUGCUGUUCCAGUACUGCCUGCCCCUCGUCCUCAUCUUCAUCUGUUACCUGCGCAUCUUCCUGCGGCUGCGCCGGAGGAAGGACAUGGUGGAGCGGGCCCGCGAGGUCCGGCAGAAGAGGGCCAAGGGGUCCCAGAAAGUGAAUGCCAUGCUGGCCUCCAUCGUGGCCGCCUUCGCCGUCUGCUGGCUCCCGCUGAACGUCUUCAACACGGUGUUCGACUGGAACCACCAGGCCCUCCCUGACUGCCAGCACAACUUCAUCUUCUCGGUCUGCCACCUCACCGCCAUGGCCUCCGUCUGCGUCAACCCCAUCAUCUACGGCUUCCUUAACAGCAACUUCCAGAAGGAGCUGAAGGCGACCUUGCAGCGCUGCCGCUGCUGGGGGGCGCCAGAGAGCUACGAGAGCUUCCCCCUCUCUACCGUCAGCACCGAGGUCACCAAGGUGUCGUCCCUGAGCAAUGGGUCUUUCAGCGUCAAUGCCUAGCAGGGCUGCUGCUGUCGGGUGUCCAGAGAGAGAGGGAGAGAUAAAA
Messenger RNA from Megalops cyprinoides (Indo-Pacific tarpon), 1397 nucleotides. It is a transcript of the gene npy8br, whose product is annotated as neuropeptide Y receptor Y8b. The record is from RefSeq and is a predicted model, not a curated record. Gene Ontology annotation, molecular function: neuropeptide Y receptor activity; neuropeptide binding. NCBI's taxonomy places the organism in Eukaryota, Metazoa, Chordata, Actinopteri, Elopiformes, Megalopidae. Gene Ontology annotation, biological process: G protein-coupled receptor signaling pathway. Gene Ontology annotation, cellular component: neuron projection; plasma membrane. The coding region runs from base 248 to 1351 and encodes 367 amino acids. The transcript is spliced from 2 exons.